This is a messenger RNA of Actinia tenebrosa (Australian red waratah sea anemone), 1187 nucleotides long. RefSeq lists its product as uncharacterized. NCBI's taxonomy places the organism in Eukaryota, Metazoa, Cnidaria, Anthozoa, Actiniaria, Actiniidae. The record is from RefSeq and is a predicted model, not a curated record.
CUUCUCUUAGUUCAUUUUCUCUUGGUCAUGGUCACGGCACGGUAACAAAAAAAUUGAUUCCAAUAAAACCAUCUGAAUUAAUCAGACAUGUUGAUCCAGCUCGCUCUCUUGAUCAGGCCCCAGCCCCUUUCUAUCUUCCCGGUCAUUUUCAUCUUCAUUAUGACGUCAUAUAAUGAGUGAAUUAUUUUGCGCGGGUUGAUAAUUGUUACGUCAUCACUGCUUGAAAAUUUAGGGUAAACAAAACGAUGUAGUUAAAAAGAAAAGAUCAUUUAUAUACAGAUAUCAAUUGUUCUUCAAGAUAAAAUGGAAUCUCUAAAGCAGAAAAUGAUAGAACUGCGAGAUAGUUUAGAGACCUCGAACACACGUGCCGAACAAGCGAGAUAUAACCUUACUUUAACCCAAGAUAGAAUGGAAAAUGCAGAAGAAAGAGCACAGUCGUUGAACCGGCGGCUCGAAAUGACACAACUGCAGCUAGACAGGAUCAUGUUGAACUUGGAAGAAGCAUCCCAAAAGGUGGAAAACACCAGUGCUAUUUGUGCGAGAACACACGAUGAAAUACAGCAGUUAGUGGUAAAAGAUGAAGAAACGAUGCAGAAGGAAAAUGAGCUAAAAGUCAAGUUGAAAGAGGCAAAUAAUUUCGAAACAGAGGCACAAUUAGAAUGCGAAGCAGCCAAAAGAAAACUCAAAGUCAACGAAAUAAAGAAACUACAGGCUGACCAACGAAUCGAAAAACUUGAAGACAAGGAGAGAAAAAUCAAUGAAAAUCUAAUAAGUUUGAAUGCGCAACUAGAAAAAGCCAGUUUACGAGCCACGAGAAUCAACAAGACGAAUGAACUGGAAAAUAGGAUCUUGUCUUUGAAGAAAAAGUGUAUGGAAGCCGACCUUCGACGCGAGGAAGCAGAGAGGAACGUGCAACGUCUUUUACACGAGCUUUCUGCUUUGGAAAACGAGUCUGAAAUGAUCGAGGCUUCAAAGAAGGAGGCUGAGGAUGAACUGAGAAUGGUUAUGGAUCACUUGAAUACAGAAUGAAAAAUAAUACAAUUUGAUGCAUUCAUUAUAUAUUGAUUGGAAUACGUUUGUAUAAAGGGCUUUACCUUGUUACAUUGUAUUUAAGACUGGAUCAAAGGAUUAAAGAUGUUGUAUGGAAAACUUCAAACUUUUAUAUUUUAUUGAACCCUGAAACCACU